UGCCACUACCACCAAGCAUCCCUCCUAUCCUGCUCUUUAGCAUUGGGCAACCCAGAAAUUGGCCGUUCCUUUUUCUAGAAUUUUUAAUCCUUAAUUGUGUUGCCCAUUGACCACUGGGUCCCAGUGACUCACUUUAGUUGGUUUUGACUGUUUUCUUCCUGACAACAAUAAAUGUCUCCUCCCUCGUCUCCCACUCUCCCAUCAGUGUUCAUGCUGCAGGAACCAGUGAGUCCCCCAUGUCUCCAGCUUCUGAAUAUUCCUCGGAGAUCAAAGAGGCUUAUAUUCCUCUAAAACGGAUGACCAGGUGGCUGUUAUUCUUGGCCAUCUCAGGACUCAGCUGUGCAACUACUGGUCCUGAUGUGGAAGGUGAAGCUUUGUUAGAUUUUUUGAAGGUCCUCAAUGAUUCUAACCAUCAGAUGACAGAUUGGAAUAGUUUUCUUGUGAGCCCAUGCUUUAGUUGGUCUCAUGUCACAUGCAGAGAUGGACAUGUCAUAUCUCUGAGCUUGGGUUCAAAAGGAUUUUCAGGGACACUGUCUCCUUCAAUUACCAAAUUGAAAUACUUGAUUACCUUGGAAUUGCAGAACAAUAGUCUUUCAGGUUUCUUGCCUGAUUAUAUUGCCAAGUUGACACGCCUGCAAUAUCUAAAUCUUGCUGACAAUAAUUUUAAUGGUUCCAUACCAUCCACGUGGGGUCAACUUUCCUCUCUAAGGACUCUGGUAUUGAAAGGGAAUGACUUGUUUGGAUUCAUACCGGAUUCUGUUGAAAAUCUCAGUAGGUUAUCAGAAUUGGAUCUUUCUUCUAAUAAUUUAACUGGAACCAUCCCAAAGCACCUCUUUUCAAUUCCAAUCUUCAACUUUUCAAAUACGAACCUUCAAUGUGGCUCUAGCUUGGAGCAACCUUGUGCUUCUAAUUCAGCUAUUCCAGCUUCAACCAACAAAUCAAAAGUUGCAGUGGCUUUAAGUUUGGCAAGUUGUGGCGCCUUCGGAAUUCUAUGUUUAGGGGUCAUCUUUACAUAUGUAUACCGAUUCGCGCAAAGACACAAAAGUGAUGUUUUUGUUGAUGUUUCAGGUGAAGAUGAGAGCAAGAUUUCAUUUGGGCAAUUGAGAAGAUUUUCUUUGCGUGAACUUCAGCUAGCCACAAAAAAUUUCAGUGAAAGCAACGUGAUUGGCCAAGGAGGCUUUGGAAGAGUAUACAAAGGAGUACUCUUGGACAAUACAAGGAUUGCAGUGAAACGCCUGGCCGAUUAUCAUAAUCCUGGUGGAGAGGCCGCAUUCCAAAGAGAAGUUCAACUUAUAAGCGUUGCAGUUCACAGAAAUCUCCUACGUUUGAUUGGGUUCUGUACAACCUCAACCGAAAGAAUCCUUGUAUAUCCUUUCAUGCAAAAUCUAAGUGUUGCAUAUCGCUUGAGAGAUUUGAAACCUGGAGAGAGAGGUCUGGACUGGCCAACAAGGAAACGUAUAGCAUUUGGUACAGCACAUGGAUUGGAGUAUUUGCACGAGCAAUGUAAUCCUAAGAUCAUACAUCGCGAUUUAAAGGCAGCAAACAUCCUGUUAGAUGAUGAAUUUGAAGCAGUUCUCGGAGAUUUUGGCCUAGCUAAGCUGGUUGACACAAGACUGACCAGUGUUACCACUCAAGUGAGGGGUACAAUGGGACAUAUAGCCCCAGAAUACUUGUCCACAGGAAAAUCAUCAGAAAAAACUGAUGUCUUUGGAUAUGGCAUAACACUUCUUGAAAUUGUGACAGGUCAACGAGCAAUCGACUUCUCCCGGCUCGAAGAAGAGGAGGAGGUUCUUCUGCUAGAUCAUAUUAAGAAGCUGCUGAGGGAGAAGAGGAUAAAGGACAUAGUGGACAAGAAUUUGGAGAGCUAUGAUGUGAAGGAAGUGGAGAGGAUUAUUCAGGUUGCCUUGCUUUGCACGCAAGGCUCGCCUGAGGAUCGACCAAGCAUGUCAGAGGUAGUGAAUUUGCUGAAUGGGGAAGGUUUGGCAGAGAGAUGGGCAGAGUGGGAGCUAAUGGAAGAGAUGAACAAUAGAGAAAUGUCACUCUUGGCUCACCAAUUUGCUUGGGCUGAUGAAUCUACGCACCAUCAAGAGGCUAUUCAGCUUUCCUGGGCAAGAUAAAAGACACAUAUAUGGUUUUGCAGGACUCUGUUUUGAGAAAUGCAAAUGCUUCUUCUAAGUCAAGCACAUGUACCUUAAAUACAGUGUGGUGGAUAGUGUUCGAUAUCCAAUGAACCAAAAACCGAAAAAGGAAACUCUUUUCUGUAUCAAGCUUUUGUUUUUGGCACAGGUGAGUCGUUGUAGAGGUAGAGUAUUAGAGGCAAGGCCUACGCCCUAGUGCGACACACGUAUCUCUGUACCUGCCUCGUGUAAACUUGCAUCUGUUGCAUGUAAGAUAUUGCCAAUCUUCCCCUGAAGUGAGAAUAGAUAAGGUCUUUUUAUAUUAAUUUGGUUGCUAUGUA
Molecule: messenger RNA, 2458 nt
Organism: Neltuma alba
Lineage: Eukaryota; Viridiplantae; Streptophyta; Magnoliopsida; Fabales; Fabaceae
Product: probable LRR receptor-like serine/threonine-protein kinase At5g63710
Exons: 12
Coding region: 237-2117 (626 amino acids)
Biological process (GO): protein phosphorylation
Molecular function (GO): protein binding; protein kinase activity; ATP binding
Source: RefSeq, a predicted model, not a curated record